Molecule: messenger RNA, 1057 nt
Organism: Triticum urartu
Lineage: Eukaryota; Viridiplantae; Streptophyta; Magnoliopsida; Poales; Poaceae
Source: RefSeq, a predicted model, not a curated record
AUGUCUCUGAGCUGCUGGUCCUGGUUCCUCGCCUUCGCCUGGGUUUGGUGUCUGCCACUGAUGCUCGUGGCGGCCGAGGAGCAGCAAGGGGAUGGCUGCUUGGCCAAGUGUGGCAGCGUCACCAUCUCCCCCCCGUUCUGGCUCACUGAUUGGCAAACAGGAAGAUUAUGUGGUUCGUCUGGACGGCUGGACUUCGAGCUUACAUGCUAUAACGGCAGUUAUCCACUUCUACCGAGCUUUGUGCCCAACCGUCGCGGCUUUGCAAUCAUGGACAUAUCCUAUGAGGAACGCAGCUUGCGCGUCGUUGAUCUGGACAAGCUGCAACUAUUACACGACGCGUCCAACAACUGCCUGCCGAUCUGGAACACCUCUGUCAUAUUUGGCCUCCCGUUUAAGAUCUCCCCCGUCAACCUGGAACUCAUCUUGUACAACUGCACGGAGAAGGCCGCCGCGGCGGCACGCCUGGAUAAAGAACUGGUGCAGGCGAAGACGAUGAGGUACGUGAACACAAGCAACACGUUUGUUCAUGCGGGGGUGCCAUACGACCCCACCGGGACCUACUCCAGUUAUGCUUUGGAGGGCUGCGUUCCAAUCGUCUUGCCGGUGCUGCGCUUGCCAUCCGGCGAGACGAACACGAGCCACUACGAGCGGCUCAUCCAAAGUGGCUUCCUCCUGAAAUGGGAACUGCCCCCUCCUCUCCCUGCACCUGCACCUAGGAAUGAACCACCUCCCCCUCCAGGCCAUGCUGUUCUUCUUCCUCGUAUUGUCUCUAGGAUGCUGGCACCGAUGUUCACGACGGCAGACGGUCCUGGGGAGAAUAGGUGCGCGCACUUCAGUUUGCAGGUCCACUGCAGCACCGACGGCGUCCCCUACCUCGGGUACUACAACCGCGGAUACAGGCUCCAGAUCCACGAGAUCUUCUACAUCAACCACUCCCUGCUUGUCUCUGAAAUCGACAAGCUCAUAUAUCUUGCCAGAAGACAUUGCUUUUUCUUCGUUUUUGGCACACUAGAUCAUGCUGGUAGUGAGAGGAGAGCGAAGAAGAUUAUACUAAUAG